AUGGCCGAACAGCAGCAACGUGACUCGCUAUGCCCACGAUUGAUCGACUAUCUGGCAAUUGUUGGGGCGCGUACGACGCAUGUGGCGCGCUCCGGGACUGGCAACGUCGGGACGGCUUCUGGUUCUGCCAGCCAAUCGUCCGUGCAGCUGCCCGAACUGUUGCGACGCUACCCACCGAUGGACCAUGAUGACUUCCCGCUGCCACUGGACAUGGUGUACUUUUGUCAGCCGGAGGGAUGCGUUAGUGUUGGUUCCCGGCGGACGGGAUCCGCCAUUCGGGAUACGACAUCCUUUGUGUUCACCCUCACCGAUAAGGAUUCGGGCAAGACGCGGUACGGUAUCUGUGUGAAUUUUUAUCGUCCAAUUGAAAAAUCACUACCCCGCGUGAGUGUCGGUUCGGGCACAGCGAAUAGUAAACAGCCACCCAAUUCUUCCCUGCGCCGCGAGUCCUGGCGCAAGAGCAUGGAGAAGAGUUCCGACUCUGCCUUUUCGAGCGACUAUCGGAGCAGCAACAUAGCGCCGAGCGACUCCUCCGACCGGGAUUGUCCGAGCAGGCGUGACUCGGAUCCACCGAACGCUAGCACCAACUACGGAACUACCCAUCAAUCACUGUUGGGGGUGGUCGGACCGUCCGGAGACUCAGAGUCCGGUGGUAGCCAUUCGCCCUCACCACGCGCUUCCCGCAAGCGAUCGAAAGUCCGCAACCACUCGCUGACAUCGCUCUGCAUACUGUCGCACCAUCCAUUUUUAACGAUAUUUCGCGAAUGUUUGUUCAUUCUGAAACGGCUCAUCGAUGCGUGUAACGAUUCGUGCAGCCCGAAACGGGUUGGCGCCGCGCGGCCAUCGGUGCGCGAUAGUGUCUGGAACGUCCUGACGAAUCAAGCGUCCGAGUCGACCAGCUCGGUCAUACUGCACGAUGUGCAGGAGAUCGAGACCUGGAUCCUGCGGCUACUGUCAGCGCCGGUACCGGUGCCGGGUUCAACGCGCGUGGAGGUAGACGUCCUGUCCGCUGCACUCUAUCAACCGCUCGUGUUCGCACUACCGGACCACACGCGCUUCACGCUGGUCGACUUUCCGCUGCAUCUGCCGCUGGAGCUGCUGGGGGUCGAUACAUGUCUGCGGGUGCUGACGCUAAUACUGCUGGAGCACAAGGUCAUCAUACAGUCGCGCAACUACAACGCGCUCUCGAUGUCCGUGAUGGCGUUCGUGCAUCUGAUCUACCCGCUGGAGUACAUGUUCCCGGUGAUUCCACUCUUACCAACGUGUAUGGGCAGCGCUGAGCAGUUGUUGCUUGCACCCACGCCUUACAUUAUCGGACUGCCAGCGACCUUUUUGAUGUACAAGAAAAAUUUUCGCUUACCGGACGAUAUUUGGCUCGUUGAUCUAGAUUCGAACAAGUUAACGCCGGCUUCCGGUGAUAUGGAGACCAUACCAAUGCUACCGGAACCGGAAGGCGGUAUACUGAAGAACCACCUCAAGCAGGCCCUCAACUCUAUGACAACCGGGAACCAAGCAUCAUCAAUGCCGAAUCGCCAGCAAGCUGCUAACGGGCGCGAUAGCUUCAGUAGCUCGAAUGCUACCACCGGUCUAGCACUGCAGGCACCUCAAUCGUCUGGAUCGCAUGGAUCGAACCAUGGCGGUACAUCAUCCGCUGGUGCCCCACCUUCGGCAGGUGCACCGGGUUCAACCGUUGCUUCCCAACAGCCGAGUCCCGUCGGGCAGCCGUCCACUGCCAAUCCGCUGAUUUUUGGUGCCGACGUCGACUCGGUCGAUGUUGCAACGCGCGUUGCGAUGGUGCGCUUCUUUAACUCGCAAAACACGCUCGCCAACUUCACCGAGCACACACGGAUCUUGCGGCUGUACCCGCGCCCGGUGGUCGCGUUUCAGAUUAACAGCUUCCUGCGUUCCCGGCCCCGUACGUCCGCGUUUCUGAAUCGCUUCGCACGCACGCAGGCGGUCGAGUGGUUGGCGGAGUGGUCACUGACGCCCUCCAAUGUAGCGUUUCUUCGCGUGCAAACGGGUGUGCUGGAUCCAGCGCAGGUCGGCGAUAAGCCGAAAUGGUACGCACACGCACUCAACCCUAUCCGCUUUCAGGUGUGGGACGAGGGUAGUUCGCUAAGUGUGGCACUCAAGCGCAUGCUGCGCCUCGAGAGUCAACCGACGGAUGAGAGUGGUUCCGACUCGGAUGGUGCGGACAGUACCAGCUCGUCGUACUCGUCGCUGAGCGACUUUGUGUCGGAAAUCGUAUCAUCCGACCUGUCGCCCAGUCUGCACGAGGUGUACGCCAAUCAACACCAUCAUCAUCAUCAUGUCGCACCAAAGAACCUGUCGUCGAACCUAGACCCCCAUCUCGUCUAUCGACCGCCCAGCUCGUUGCGCUUUCCGGAAGGAAUGCAGCCCCAGCCGCGGGAACCGAGCGGUGCGGAGCAACCGGACUCUGCCGAAUCGACAUCUUCCAGCCAGUCGGACCUUAGCUCGCCCAGCUUCAACCGGGAUUCCGAGUUUGAAUUCAACCCCAAGACACGCAAUGAGGUGCAUCUGGUAGUGAAGCCGGAGCGCGAGCACGGUAGUUUCGAGAAUGAGUCCGACUCGAACUCAACCACCACACCGAAAACGAUCGUAUCGAAGGAUAGCGGUGGAUCGCACGAGGCCGUGGCGGGAGCUAAACGUAGCGGGAAGCUGUGUAAGAUACCGCCCCCUAUAUCGCCCAACUUUGCACGCCAGCAGAGCGGCGCAAAUUUGCUCGCACGCACAUCCAGCUCGGGGUCGACCGGAUCUGGCAGCCACCCACCGUCACUUGGGUCGGCUGGUUCGCAACGCCAGAGCUCGCAAGGCUCACUGUUCGAGGUGCUGACGACACAGGCGAAGGAGCUGGUUAGGGAAACGACGCGACAAAGCAGCCAGGACGGGCUGUUGGCUCAGAUGGAUAAGUUCAAAGUGCAGGCGAAGGAAAUAGAAGAAGAUCUCAAGAUUCUAGCUCCCCUUGAGCAGCUUACGUUGCAGGCAAAGAAGGCCGCCGAGGAGGCUUCGAAACAGGCGCUCGAAGCAUCCAAGCAGGCGGCUGGCGUCAGCAAGAAUACGAUCGAAGAUCUAACGUACGUUGGCAAAUCCACCAUUGGUGAUCUCACCAAAUCGGCGAAAGAAGUGGCAGCGAAGAAGGGUUUACUGCAGCAGGGUACUGGACCCUACUCCGGUCCGCAGUCGCUAAAUUCCCCGACGUCGAACACGGUGGCCACCACCAACCAGUCACUGUUUUCCUCGAUCACCAGCGAUUUUAACGGCAUCGCCCAAUCUACAUCCUCCAUGUUUUCCGACCUGUUCGGCAGCAAGCAGAAAAACCAACAGCAGCACCACCAGCAGCAGCAACAUCAGCAACCGCAACACCAUCAACAGCAGGGUGGCGAUUCGCAGCGUGGCACCACCAUGCUACAGCAACAGCAGAUCAAAAUGAAGGAGAAGCUAUCGUUCGAUCCGUUCCCCGGGCGGAAGGGUUUGGUUGAGCGCAACCCGCUCAUCAAACACUCUGGUCCGAAGCAAACGAAAGAGGAGAUCCAGCGGAUACAGAACGCCGAACGGUCGACAAGUAACUCGGAAAAUCAAACCUUCCUCAAAGAUCUGGUAAAUCAGGUGUUGGCCGGUGAGGGUGUUGGAUGGUUGAAGCUGAAUCGUCUCAAGAAGCUGAUGGAGGAUGAAUCGUAUCGUAUGCUGGUGUUGGGGAAACUCAACAGGACGCUCGAGCGAAAAAUCGGACCUGAUGAUCACAUAGACGAUGUCUGUGUCUCGAAAGCGGUGUACAAGGGAACGCUAAAGUGUUUAGUGGCCAUCACGCACGGUUUGGAGCACACGAUAGGCAACUUUGGUCUCGGCGGGAUGGCGUCCGUCUUUCAGAUGAUGGAAAUCGCACACACGCAUUACUGGAGCAAGGACCUAACCGAAGGUGCAGGUUCUGAUAUGUCCGCCAGUUUACUAUCCAGCCAGAGCGUCAGCCCGAUGGGCAGUCGAGAGAAUCUCCGGUCACCGCAAAGCCCUUCGGAGCUGUCCGACUGGAUGUUGGGUAGUUCGCGCAAAAGCUCCAACGCAAACACGGACCACGUCACCUUAACACGGCAUCCGUCGGAGAACGAACAGGAUAAUCAAUCGACGUCCGAGAUGUUCAAAGACAUGCUGUCGCUUAAACGCAACGUGCUGUUUAACAAGUUGACGUCGUUUGACUCUGAGGGUAGCAUUGCGAUGCAAGAUUCAUCUGGGACAUUAUCUGUCGCUAGUGACGUUUUGCCGCAACAGCAAUCCGGUGACUUUUUGGCCACCUCCAUUUCUUGCCGGUCGACUGUGUCGGAUACCGAGUACGAGAAGUUUCCGAAAAGUUCCACACUGAAAGACGCGAAAAAGAUGGCCGGCGGUAUAUUCUCCGGCAAGUCGUCACUAAGUGCCGGCUUCCGCUACACCGGUGGUAGUUUGAUUCCCUCGUCCGGGUCACCUUCACCGGAUGCGCCCCGGGUGUAUCUGUUCGAGGGUCUGCUGGGAAAGGAUCGGUCCAGCAUUUGGGAUCAGAUGCAGUUCUGGGAGGAUGCGUUCCUGGACGCGGUGAGUCAGGAGCGCGACAUGAUCGGGAUGGACCAAGGCCCUGGAGAGAUGAUGGAGCGUUACAAGGCAUUGUCCGAGUCCGAACGCAAGCGGCUAGAGCACGACGAGGAUCGGCUUCUAUCAACAAUGCUGUACAAUCUUACCGCAAUUCUGGUCAUGCUGAAUGUGCACAAGCUGGAAAUAAAGAAGAAAGUGCGUCGGUUGCUCGGCAAAAGCCAUAUAGGCUUCAUCUACUCGCAGGAAGUGAACCUGCUGCUGGAUCAGAUCAAUAAUCUGCAUGGUAACGACAUCGACCUGAAGCCGCUCGGAUCCCGGUUACUGCAUCGACAAAGUUUCACCGUACAUCAGGGUAUCGAUGCGAGCGGUUCGCUCCGGUUUAUUGAAGUGCGUGACGACGGACUGGUGCUGCGUUCGGUCAAUGGCAGCAUCACCGAACGAUGGUGGUUCGAACGGCUCGUCAACAUGACGUAUUCGCCGAAAACGAAGGUACUCUGCCUGUGGCAGCGUAACGGUGGCCAAACCCAGCUCCACAAGUACUACACCCGGAAGUGCAAGGAGUUGUACAAUUGUAUCAAGGAGUCGAUGGAACGCAGCGGCUGCGCUGGCCAGGCGCCAGAGUUGGGAGGUGAGUUCCCGGUACAGGACAUGACGACUGGCGAGGGAGGUUUGCUGCAGGUGUGCCUUGAGGGCGUCGGACUGCUGUUUGCCAAUAGCAAGUUCUUCAUCCGACUGAACCACAUACGGAAGUGCUUCACGCAGAAAGGAGGAGUGUUUAUUUUGGAGGAAUACAAUCCCAAAACGAGACUUAUCAUUCAGCGUAAAUACAAAUCUGCGAUGGCGGAUCAAAUAUGCUAUGCUGUGCUGUGCGUAUUCUCAUACAUCGCCGCCGGUCAGGAGCAAACCAAGCAACAGCACGGCACGCAGGGAUCGGCAUCUGGAAAGGGAAUGUCGUCCGGACCCGCGGUACCAGCUAGCGUGGGAUUAUCACCAUCGGGGAAAGCUGUUCAGCCGCAGUCACAGCCCCAGCAGCAGCUGCAACAACAGCAUCAAUCGCAAAAAAUUCAGCAGAUACAUCUUCCGCAACAAAGCUCGCCGAAGCUGAAAACCGUGGUCGGUAAACCGAUCAGCCCGAAGCAAACGGCACCGACCAUCCAGCAGCCGGUACAGCAGCCUCCGUCGCACCCACCGCCAACGUUCCAAUCGCAACCGAACCAACCCCAGAAUCAGCGCAAACACUCCAACACAUCCCAGCAGGACGUAGCGGGCGUGGACAAGGCACCGUCGAUCCCCGGGACGGUGAAGCCGCCCUCGAUUCCAGCCCGCCCAAAGGUCACCACAUCCAGUUCCGUUUCUAGUAGUCCACCGUUGACCAAGGCACCGGUGCUAGUGCCGAACCGGGGUCCACCGCCAGCAAUUCCACCGCGCACUAGCCUUUCUCAGCGAUCCGAUUCGGUCAGCAGCGCGUCCGGUCACCAGCAACCGCUGCAGCGGCAGUACUCCGCAAUCGAACCUUCCGCCUCCGCCCGACAGGCUGCCACCAAACCGUUUCCCUUCCGUUCGCUGCAGAAGCAGUCGACGGACGCAGGUGGUAAUGUACCGUUCGAGCAUUAA
Molecule: messenger RNA, 6195 nt
Organism: Anopheles marshallii
Lineage: Eukaryota; Metazoa; Arthropoda; Insecta; Diptera; Culicidae
Gene: Rab3-GEF
Product: MAP kinase-activating death domain protein
Exons: 16
Coding region: 1-6195 (2064 amino acids)
Biological process (GO): regulation of Rab protein signal transduction; regulation of apoptotic process
Cellular component (GO): cytosol
Molecular function (GO): guanyl-nucleotide exchange factor activity
Source: RefSeq, a predicted model, not a curated record